AUAAUGAAAAUAUUGUUACUCUUUGCAUUUUUUAUAUUUGUUAAAGCUGAAUGCUGUAAGUAUGAUGUUAUUACAUUAUAGACUAUUAUCAAUAUGGAAUUUAACGGUAUUGUGAUGAAUGUUGUUAUUGGUAUGAUGGUGAUUGGUAUUGUGAAACCUAUUAAUAUUGUUACACUUAUAUUGCUAUAACACUUUCAAUAUGGAUUGCUAUAUGUUUAAUCUACAUAAGUCUUUAUUUUUAUUUUCGAAAUAAAACUAUGCAAAGAAUAGCAUUGAUCCAUAAUAGAGCAGCUAAUGCCUAAAGAGAAAAUAGUGUUAUUAAUUCUUAAAAAAGAAAUGAAAUAUCAAAUAAAAAUAUUGAAGUAGCUAUGAUGGAUGUUCAAAUAUCGAAUGAUUAAUUAUGA
Paramecium primaurelia is the source of this 404-nucleotide messenger RNA. The record is from the annotation of a GenBank genome assembly. NCBI's taxonomy places the organism in Eukaryota, Ciliophora, Oligohymenophorea, Peniculida, Parameciidae.